This is a messenger RNA of Vicia villosa (hairy vetch), 2095 nucleotides long. RefSeq names its product protein LURP-one-related 15-like. The coding region runs from base 168 to 761 and encodes 197 amino acids. The record is from RefSeq and is a predicted model, not a curated record. NCBI's taxonomy places the organism in Eukaryota, Viridiplantae, Streptophyta, Magnoliopsida, Fabales, Fabaceae. The transcript has 3 exons.
CAUCUUUGUAGUACUCAUCUUGUUCCCUCCUACCUAUAGUUUCUUUGUUAUUUCGUUGAGUCAUAAAAUCAAAUUGUUAUAUAAGAAAGUUUAUUCCCAAGCUUCUCACAAAUAUUUUUACUAAAAAGAACAAACAAGACUCUGAUUGAAGGACCAGCAUCAUCAUCAUGGCACUCCCAACCACCAUAAUCGGCCCUCAAUACUGUGCUCCGUAUCCGCUUGAUCUCGCCGUCGUGAAAAAGGUUUUGACAAUUUCAGACGGAAACUUCGCCGUUACUGAUGUCAACGGCAACAUCGUCUUCAAAGUUAAAGGCUCUCUCUUAACCCUCCGUGACCGCCGUGUCUUGCUUGAUGCUGCAGGUUACCCCAUCAUCACCUUACGUCGCAAGAUAGUGACUAUGCAUGAUAGCUGGGAAGCUUAUAGGGGUGAAAGCACAAAUGCAAAAAAUCUUAUAUUUACAUUGAAGAGAUCAUCUCUAAUCCAGUUUAAGACCAAACUAGAUGUGUUUUUAGCUAGUAACACAAAAAAACAUGUUUGUGAUUAUAAAAUCAAAGGUAGUUGGUUGAAACGAUCUUGCAAAGUUUAUGCUGGUGAAUCUAACAACAUUGUUGCCAAGAUGCACAAAAAGCACACUGUUAAGAGUAUUUUGAUUGGUAAAGACCAUUUCAUGGUUACAGUUUAUCCUAAUGUUGAUUACGCUUUCAUAGUAGCGUUAAUCGUGAUUCUUGACGAGAUUAACGCUGAUGAAGAGAAGGUUUGAUUAGUAGAUUAAUGUUUCAUAUUCAUCAAAUACUUCUAUUUCAAGGAAAAAUACUAGUGUACUUUAAAAUUGCUGUAUGAAUAUAUUCAAUAAAAAUUGCUGUAUUGAUCAAAAUGUAUACAACAGUCGACAAUUAUCUCGCUUCGAGCCAAUCAGAUAGUGCACUCUUCAUUGAUAGCCUCUUCUUGUAAAUCAUUCUCCCAUUGUACCAAUAUCUACUAAUAUGAGAUGUUCCUUUUAUGAUCUUACGAGUUGCAAGGACUUUGCAACAGAUGCAUCACUGGUCUCAUUUCAAUAAAUGUAAAUGGUAGAGGUCGGUAUGCUGCAGAAGCAUUAUCCCUAUCAGAUACAAUAGAUCUUGGGAUACCAUGUAGUUUCACUAUGUUGCUCAUGAAGGAUUCAACAACUGACUUGCUACUAUAAUCAGCUUUCGGAGGUAAGAAAUGAGCAUACUUAGCGAGUUUAUCCACCACUACCAUGAUGACACAAAAUCCUUUAACAAGAGGCAAACAUGUUAUGAAGUCCAUGGCUACAUCUUUCCAUACUUGGUGAGGUAUAAGUAAGGGUUGCAGUAAUCCUGAGGGUAAUGUGUUACUGACUUUUGCUUGUUGACAGACCACACAUUUCUGGACGAAAUUCUUGAGAGUGUCUUGCAUCUUUGGCCAAUAGAACUAAGCCCUCAACCUUGCCAUAGUUCUAGUGAUCCUAGUAUGACCACAAUCACGGCGUGAAAAAUACCACGAGUGCAUCGUACACUCGAGAUACAACAGAGUUGUCACCGAUUUUUAUUUAUUUCAAGAGGAAAGGGAAAAUAUCGAUAAAACUCACGAAAGAUAGGAUAAGAUGGUCAUCGCAACCAAGAGCGGGUUCAGGAGUUGGUUAUGUAAGGGGAAUGUAUUAGCACCCCUCACAUCCAUCAUACUCGAUGGUACCAAUCUAGCCGGUUUGUAAAAGAAUGUUAGUUUAAAAGUCCAUUUAUUAAAGAAAAGGAAAAUCUCGUUGGUUUUUUUAUUAUUGUGCUCGCCAAGACAUCACAUCUCGGCGAUGGGAAAGUCAGAGCAUUCGUAGUUCGGGGUAAAAAGAACCACAAAAAUUUGUUGAUCGAUUUUAGCGAGAGAUGCUCGAUCGCUUUCAAGCAGAAACAAUGCUACUUGACACAUGGAUAAGAGAAUGUUUGCAUCACUACAAGAAUGAGUGACUUGAUCAUGGAUUUAUAUUGAUUUUGACCAUCAUCUCAUUCGAGUGAAAAACACUGAUCUUCACAUGUGGAAGUAUGUUUUGAUCGUCGUGAAAUAGACUAAGUCUCUCAUUUGUGAAAAAGUUAUAAAUUGAAA